AUGACAUUAGAAUAUUACAAUGAACAUAAAGAUGAACUUAAAGGAGAUAAAGGAGAUGCGGGACCUCAAGGUCCUCAAGGAAUUCAAGGUCCACAAGGUAAAAAUGGCUUAGAUGGCAAAAAUGGUGAAGAUGGAAGUGCUGCAAAAACAUGGAUAUGGGACUUAAUAAAUACUGAUUUAACAACAGCUUCAUAUUGA
This is a messenger RNA of Trichomonas vaginalis G3, 198 nucleotides long. Its product is annotated as organellar and viral DNA polymerase type B. The record is from RefSeq and is a predicted model, not a curated record. The coding region runs from base 1 to 198 and encodes 65 amino acids. The transcript has a single exon. Lineage: Eukaryota; Parabasalia; Trichomonadida; Trichomonadidae.